This is a messenger RNA of Spodoptera exigua (beet armyworm), 627 nucleotides long. Lineage: Eukaryota; Metazoa; Arthropoda; Insecta; Lepidoptera; Noctuidae. The record is from the annotation of a GenBank genome assembly.
AUCGCUUCAAUAAUUUAAUAUCACUUAAUCAUUUCAAUAAAUAUAACAGUUUGUUUAUAGUUUAAUAACAACAGAUCUAUUGGUGGUAGGAGAUAACAGGAGACGAGUAAGUGACAUGAGCUACAGGGGCAGCGUAGGCAACCUUGGCGACGGGAGCGGCGUAGGCAACCUUGGCGACGGGGGCAGCGUAGGCGACCUUCGCUACGGGGGCGGCGUAUGCUAUCUUGGCUACGGGGGCGGCGUAAGCGAUCUUGGCGGGUUCAGCGUGGACGGGGGUGCCCUCGUAGCGCACGUUGGCGUUGAAUCCGUGCUCCUUGUCGGCGGUGUACUCGACGAUGCGGUGCACACCGUCGGGCUGCACGAGAGAGUACGAGCCGUGCACGGCGUCGCCUUGACGCGCCUCCUGCUGCUGCUUCACGUCACCGCUGUGGUCAUCGUGCACGGAGUAUGAGAACUCGUAGUGAGCGGGCGCCUCAGGCUCGGCGUACACCACCUUGCUGACGGGGACAAGGGGCACGGCGUAGGCAGCUACGGCGAGGGAGAGGAUGAUUAUAACCUUGGACACCAUUUUGGAGUGUAGUUACUGAUACAGAUAUCAAUAUUGAACUGUAAUAAUGUAUGACUUGC